Molecule: messenger RNA, 954 nt
Organism: Notechis scutatus (mainland tiger snake)
Lineage: Eukaryota; Metazoa; Chordata; Lepidosauria; Squamata; Elapidae
Source: RefSeq, a predicted model, not a curated record
UCCUUGACCCCUUCCCCCCCCCCCUCCCUCCAGCUGCGGCAAGGAGAUUACAGGCUGCCAGACAAUGUUUUUCAAGCCAGACCAGGAAGGAGUCGGCGAGGUGUGCUUUGCCGGGCGCCAUGUCUUUAUGGGCUACCUGAACAUGGAAGACAAAACGAAAGAAGCAGUUGACAGCGAGGGCUGGCUCCAUUCCGGGGAUCUGGGCCGGUACGACGAGGACGGCUUCCUCUACAUCACCGGGAGAAUCAAAGAGCUGAUCAUCACCGCGGGGGGAGAGAAUAUUCCCCCAAUCCCGAUCGAAGACGCUGUCAAGGAGGCCGUCCCCAUUCUCAGUAAUGUCAUGUUGGUGGGAGACAAAGCCAAAUACCUCGUCAUGCUGAUGACCCUUAAGAGCAAGAUGAACUUGGAAACGGGACUCUCGGAAGACGAACUGACCCCCGAAGCCGUGGAGUUUUGCAAGAAGCUGGGCAGCAAAUCCACCAAGGUCUCCGACAUCGUGGGGAACAAAGACUUGGCUGUGUACACCGCCAUCCAGAAGGGGGUCAUGAAGGUCAACGAUCAGGCCACCUCCAACGCUCAGAAAAUCCAGAAGUGGCUCCUUCUGAACAAGGACUUCUCCGUCCAGAGUGGCGAGCUUGGCCCAACCAUGAAGCUGAAGAGGCCCGUGGUAAGCAAGAUGUAUGAAGAACAGAUCCAACAGCUUUACUCAGAAACACCGAAUUUCUGAACCAGGAUGCGCGUCUCUCCGCCGGCCUCUGUCCAAAGUGCGGCAGCAGCUUUCCCGGAGCCUCUGGGGAGGCUUCCCUUGAUAAACGAGGUUUUUUCCCCAAUAACGGCAUGUUGUCUUCUCUUGCCCUUGGGACUCUGGCUGUGCCAGCGGGAAGCCUCCGGAAGACCCUCGCCGGCUGUUGUGACCCCAGGGUCCCUCUUCCUGAAAGGAAUGUACCAACCUCA